CAGGGAAUUCCCAUUCGCCUGGGCACCCUGGACCCAGAUCCAUGAAACUAGGAAAGUGUAGCUCGGACUACAACCACUUAGAGAAGACAACGUUAAAUUCGGGAGAACCCAGCUCCAGGACCCAAAAAUGCCCAAGUUCAAGGCGGCCCGCUCGGCCGGGGGUCAGGAGAAGCAUGCGCCGCUGGCCGAGCAGAUCCUGGCUGGUGACGCGGUGCGGGCAGGAGCCCGAGAAAAACGGCGGGGUCGCGGAACCGGAGACGAGGAGGAAGAGUACGUGGGGCCCCGGCUGACCCGAAGGAUUUUGCAGCAGGCGCGGCAGCAGCAAGAGGAGCUCGAGGCCGAGCAUGGGAGCGGAGACAGGCCCGCGGUGCCGCGGGAGCGCACCACGCGGCUCGGUCCAGGAGUGCCGCAGGAUGGAUCAGAUGACGAGGAGUGGCCCACCCUGGAGAAGGCUGCCACAAUGGCAGGGCCGGGCUAUCAGGCGGAGGUGGUCGUGGACCCCGAGGAUGAGCAUGCCAUUGAGAUGUUCAUGAACAAGAACCCUCCUGCCAGGCGCACCCUGGCUGACAUCAUCAUGGAGAAGUUAACUGAGAAGCAGACGGAAGUCGAAACGGUCAUGUCCGAGGUCUCAGGCUUCCCUGUGCCCCAGCUGGACCCCCGCGUCCUAGAGGUCUACAGAGGGGUUCGGGAGGUGUUGUCUAAGUACCGCAGUGGGAAACUGCCCAAGGCAUUUAAGAUCAUCCCUGCCCUCUCCAACUGGGAGCAGAUCCUCUACGUCACGGAGCCUGAGGCCUGGACCGCUGCUGCCAUGUACCAGGCCACAAGGAUUUUUGCCUCUAACCUAAAGGAACGGAUGGCCCAGCGCUUCUAUAACCUGGUUCUGCUUCCCCGGGUACGAGAUGACAUCGCUGAGUACAAACGACUCAACUUCCACCUCUACAUGGCCCUGAAGAAGGCCCUGUUCAAACCUGGAGCCUGGUUUAAAGGCAUCCUGAUCCCGCUGUGCGAGUCGGGCACCUGUACCCUCCGGGAAGCCAUCAUCGUGGGCAGCAUCAUCACCAAGUGCUCCAUCCCCGUGCUGCACUCCAGUGCGACCAUGCUGAAAAUUGCAGAGAUGGAGUACAGCGGGGCCAACAGCAUCUUCCUGCGGCUGCUGCUGGACAAGAAGUACGCGCUGCCCUACCGAGUGCUGGACGCCCUGGUCUUCCACUUCCUGGGCUUCCGGACAGAGAAGCGCGAGCUGCCCGUGCUCUGGCACCAGUGCCUUCUGACUUUGGUCCAGCGCUACAAGGCCGACCUGGCCACGGAGCAGAAGGAGGCCAUCCUGGAACUGCUCCGGCUUCAGCCCCACCCCCAGCUGUCCCCAGAGAUCAGGCGUGAGUUGCAGAGUGCCGUCCCCCGAGAUGUAGAAGAUGUUCCUGUCACCAUGGAGUGAGGACGCAGCGCUCGUCCGGGUCUGUGGAGCGUGGAAGGACUCCAGGAUCCCUGCUGGUGACUAGAGGUGAUUCCGAGCCUUGACAGCUGAAGACCCGGAUCAGGGCCAAGACAGGUCGCGGGCCUCUGACUCCCCAGUUCUCAACAGGGGGACCUGAGUAGGGCUGGUUCCCUCUUGCGUUCUAGGCCUGCAUCCCUGCUCAGUUCUGAGACCUGACUUAAGGUCCCACAGCCCAGCACUCCCGGGUCCCAGCUAGGGUUGGAAUGGGUACUUCCUCUCAGGCUGGUGUCAGGUCACCGGGAGGUGGAUAAAGACAAAAGGCAGGUAUUCAUUGAACCUCAGUGUUUUGAUGUGAUGGAUGGAGAUCUUUGCUAUCCUUGUUUCGCUGGAAGCAAGCACUGCUUCACUGGAGGCGGGCACUGCUUUCCCCUCAUGCUUAGCAGUGGAUUCUUAGCUAUUUACAUGGUAGCCUCGCACUUCCCCCACCUUAUUCUACAAGUCUUCUCUAGGCUGUACCCACCCUGCCAGCCCCUAGAGGGCACAGCCUUUGCCUUCCCCUGACACAAGCUACUUGGGGAGAAUACCAGCAACCAGGAGGUUGUUCAAACACGAGAAGGUCUCAGAUUGGUUGCAAGAGCUAGAAGAAAGCACCUAGAGGAAGGUGGAAAUUCAGGAUGAGAAAGGUCAGACCCAGGGUCACCACCAGACCGGUUCCCUUUCUAACUUUCUUAGCCAAUGAAAGCGUUCAACCAGGGGUUGGCAAAUCAGGGUUGUGUAUGCCUGUUUUCUUACAGUCCAUGAGAGAAAAGUGAUUUUUUACAUUUUAAAUGGUUGGUGGUGGAGGCAGAGAAAAAACAGCAGUAUUUUGUGAUAGGUGAAGAUUAUAUGAAAUUCAAGUUUCAGUGUCCCUAAAAUAAAGUUUUUUGGGACACAGCCACAUCCAUCCACUUCCAUGUCCUGUGACUACUUUCACUGCCCCUACAGCAGAGACCAGUGCAGCCUGGCUAGAACCCUGUUACUUGCUUUUGCAAAUAUGAGUUUGUUCCAACCUAAUUACUCUAUUUGGUCAUAAAGCAAAUUUCAUUUAUAUAGUUUUGUCUUGAGACACUAGAUGAAAGCAAAAAACUACCCCCACAGAGCCAAGCCAGAUGACACACAAAACGCACAUGCCCAGCCCUGUGCCAGCGCCCCCAGCUCACCUUCUGGGUUGGCACCACACCCACAUCUGGUGUCACAACGUGCCUUCCACAUCCUUCCGACCUCUGCUUCCACAGCCAACUUCAGGUGUUUGUUUUUCAAGAUAAAGGGCCAUAUACAGUAUGUGUUUCUUAGCCAUUUAAUGUGUAAAAACACCAUCUUAAAAAAAAAGUGUCCUUCAUUAAGUAUUUGAGUAUUGUGCUUCAAGCCCCAUUUUCCCCCAUAAGCCAUGUGGCCUUAAUUGUGCAGUUUUGCAUAGUGCAGUGCUUUUUAGAAAUGUGCACAUCAGGUUCUACAGCAGAACUUCCGAUAACACAGGCAGAAGCCACAUGGCCCACAAAGCCUGAAAUGUCUGCUCUGGCCCAAGACAGAAAAGGUGGGACGACUCCUGCUCCAGACAUUGAUUUCUGCCCUCUUUUACCCCAUGCAGUCUAGAAAUAAGCUUUCCCACAGACUGCCCUCUAAUCCAAGAAGCCAGAGUCAGUUUUAUUCUAGAAACUUUAUUAUAAAGGUAGCAUGAUGGUCCUCAGCCACCAGCCUGGACCUUGUGGCCUCAGGAAAGACCUGUGUUAACAGGGCCUGCCUCCCUCUCUGGACAGGGGGCUUGAUCAUCACCAGGUCAUCCCCUGCUUCAUUCUGCAACGCCCCCUGCUCCUGGAGGAUGGGGCAGAGGGCCAAAGGGAGAGGAGGGUAUGGCCCCACUCCAGGCAUAGCAGCUCCUUGGCCACAAAGAUCCUCUAGCAAGUAGCAGAGGGGAGGAAUACAGCAACCACCAGGGUUACCACCCCUGUGGCGGGGGGAGAAGGGCCCCACCACACCCUCAUACAGUUGUACUCAAAGUAAUUAAUAAAUUAAAACAACUUCCUUCU
Molecule: messenger RNA, 3501 nt
Organism: Budorcas taxicolor (takin)
Lineage: Eukaryota; Metazoa; Chordata; Mammalia; Artiodactyla; Bovidae
Gene: BYSL
Product: bystin like
Exons: 8
Coding region: 128-1435 (435 amino acids)
Biological process (GO): rRNA processing
Cellular component (GO): cytoplasm; preribosome, small subunit precursor; nucleolus
Molecular function (GO): snoRNA binding
Source: RefSeq, a predicted model, not a curated record